GAUUUUCAACUCUUUUUCAAAAUGAAUUAAAUUAUAAGUGCUUCUUAAUAUAAUAUAAUUCAUACAAUAAAGUGUUGCGUACACUUGUAUAAACAGCUGCCAGCACUGUCUCUGGACGAAGUAGGAAGCGUUGCGCGCUGUAAUUCGCAAUACAGCUGUCGCCGCCGAAGACGACGCCGCAGAGAAAUUCUUAACCGCAAGUGUUUUGAGUGCGCGGCCAAAGCUAAAUCCAACGAUAAUUCCACGUCAAAUUCAUUGCUAGGUUUGCCGCUAACAUGAUACCGUUAACACAUAAAGAUCGUACUAAUUUUGGCUAUCGGAUUAAGGAGAAAUUAAACAGCUGGAAGCGACUUAUUUUUGCAGACCCCAAUUCCAGAAAUUUGUUUCUGUUUCUACUGUUGAACUUAAGUUUCGCCUUCGUGGAGCUUUUCUAUGGCAUUUGGACAAACAGCUUGGGUCUAAUCUCAGAUUCGUUUCACAUGUUCUUUGAUUGCACGGGGUUGUUGGCUGGUCUUGCUGCCUCUGUUAUUACGAAAUGGAAGGCCAAUGAUAAGUUCUCUUAUGGCUAUGUGCGCGCCGAGGUGUUAGCCGGCUUUGUGAACAGCUUAUUUUUGCUAUUCAUUGCCUUCUUUAUACUGUCUGAGGGCGUGGAGCGCCUAAUUGAGCCGCCAGAAGUUAAGCAUGAGCGACUAUUCGUAGUAUCCGUGCUGGGCUUGCUUGUAAAUCUGGUGGGUAUAUACGCAUUCAAUCAUGGUGGACAUGGUCAUUCACAUGGAGGCGGUGGCCACGGACAUUCGCACGGUGGCGGCAGCAGUGCAUCCAAUCAUGGACAUUCCCACAAUCACAACGAAAUAGAUAAUCAUGAUCACCAGACAAUCUUGUUAGAUAAUGGUCACGGACAUGGCCAUAGCCAUUCACAUUCUCAUGGCAGUCAUGGGCACUCGCACGAUCUUACCGGCAGCGGUAGUAAUUCUCAAAUCAUGCGCGGAGUCUUCCUGCACAUUCUGGCCGAUACACUGGGAUCUGUGGGUGUCAUCAUAUCGGCAGUGCUUAUGCAGAUGUUUGGCUGGAUGAUAGCGGAUCCCAUUUGCUCCAUAUUUAUAGCAGUGCUCAUUGCGCUUAGCGUGCUCGGCUUAAUCAAGGAGUCCAUUCUGAUAUUAAUGCAGCGGCAGCCUUCUGAUCUGGACCACUCACUGUUGCAGUGUUAUCAAAAGGUCACCGGCCUGGCAGGUGUCUAUUCGGUGCAAGACCCACACUUUUGGACGCUUUGCUCGGAUGUCUAUGUGGGUGCUAUUAAGUUGGAGGUGUCCAAGAAUGUAGAUCCCACGUAUGUGGUCACGCAUACGCGCAUGAUCUUCGAGGCCGUUGGCGUCAAGCAGAUUUACAUACAACUCGACUAUGUGUGAUGAUAUCGGUGCUUCUAACAUCUAAUAAUGAUAUACAUAUGUAAGAUAUGCCAACUAUGUAUAUUGAGCAGCGUGUGUAUUGUAUGAAUGUAUGUAUGUGUUUUUAACUAAACUUAAGUUUCGUAGGCUGCAAAAAUGAUCUGUUAAGUAUGCCAUUCGUUUUUAUUGUGCAUUUUUGUUAAUGCGCUCAUUCCAAUCUUAUAUCAAAAUAGAAAGCAAGCUAAGUGCAA
Drosophila busckii is the source of this 1636-nucleotide messenger RNA. It is a transcript of the gene ZnT86D, whose product is annotated as zinc transporter 7. NCBI's taxonomy places the organism in Eukaryota, Metazoa, Arthropoda, Insecta, Diptera, Drosophilidae. Gene Ontology annotation, cellular component: Golgi apparatus; membrane. The coding region runs from base 276 to 1406 and encodes 376 amino acids. The record is from RefSeq and is a predicted model, not a curated record. The transcript has 4 exons. Gene Ontology annotation, biological process: transmembrane transport; intracellular zinc ion homeostasis; zinc ion transport. Gene Ontology annotation, molecular function: zinc ion transmembrane transporter activity.